UUCACCUGGUCCUUGUUUUUCUCCAUUAGUGUGUUACUAUAAAAUGGCAAAAACAUUUCUCUUGUUGAGCUUGGUGGCUCUCACUUGCACCUAUCUUGCUUUUGCAUUUGAGCCUAAACCCUUGCAGGAUUUCUGCGUUGCAGACCGUAAUAGUUCAGCAAGAGUAAAUGGUUUAGCCUGCAAAAACCCCAGCACGGUUGUAGCAAAUGAUUUCUUCUUUAGUGGGCUUCACAUUGCAGGCAACACUUCAAACCCUGUUGGGUCGAGGGUCACCCCUGUCAGUGUGGCACAGAUUCCAGGUCUCAACACUCUUGGGAUCUCACUGGUGCGCGUCGACGUUUCACCUUGGGGUAUCAACCCUCCCCAUACUCACCCCCGAGCCAGCGAGAUCCUGACAGUUCUUGAAGGUUCUCUUGAAGUUGGAUUUGUCACCUCAAACCCUGAGAAUCGCCUCAUCACUAAGGUCCUUGAAAAAGGAGAUGUGUUUGUAUUUCCAAUUGGACUCAUUCACUUCCAACGCAAUGUGGGAAAUAAAAAUGCAGUAGCUAUUGCUGCAUUAAGCAGCCAAAAUCCAGGAGUCAUCACCAUUGCUAAUGCUGUUUUCGGAUCAAAUGCACCUAUUGGUAGCGAUGUUCUCACCAAGGCUUUCCAGGUGGACAAGAAGAUAGUAGAUCAAAUUCAGUCACAGUUCUAGCGGCGAUAAAUCAAUGCAGUUGACAGAUUAAAUACUUGUGAUAUAUUGUUUUUGUGUGUGACAAUCUGACAUUCUUUAUUUGCCUUUUGUUCUUCUUUAUGUAAGUUGGUU
Molecule: messenger RNA, 805 nt
Organism: Pistacia vera
Lineage: Eukaryota; Viridiplantae; Streptophyta; Magnoliopsida; Sapindales; Anacardiaceae
Product: putative germin-like protein 2-1
Exons: 2
Coding region: 44-694 (216 amino acids)
Cellular component (GO): cell wall
Molecular function (GO): manganese ion binding
Source: RefSeq, a predicted model, not a curated record